CGGAGUUGCGCCUCCUUUUUCAAGCAAUGGGUUGAAAUCCUGCCCUGUGUGUCGGUCUGUGAGUUGGGACCUCCAGUCUGCGGACGAUGAGCGCGUUUUUUGCCUCGGUCUGAAAGCGGUAACAGACUUUCGCUAUUUUUUCUUCCUUCUCUGUGUAAACUUUUGUUUUUCUUUCGCAAGAAACCGCCGGGUUUGAGGAGACUCGGAAGGACUGGCUCAUAAAUCAGAUCGGACUGUCGGGUCCAGGCGCACCGUUACGCGCGUCUGGAAAGGCACAAAGGAUUUGUUCACACGAAACACCUAGAGGUUUUUUUGCUGUUGUAAUUUUUAUUUUUAUUUUUUUUCUUGCCAAAGUUGAAUGAACCCGUUGGCUCUGCGGUUUUUUUUUUUUUGAGUGCGGGCAGCGGGAAUUGGGCAGUAACCUGGAUUGGAUGCACCGCUGGAUACGAAGCGUUGAGCUGCGCAACAGCGGUGUGGCACAUCGCCCGGCUCAUUACAGAGAUCUUGUCAUGGGUCAAGAAAUAUGGCUUUUUAAUGUUGUCUGACAAAUAAAAACACAUUAUUUGUUACUUCCUUUCAUGAUCUCAGAACCUCCUCCGCCGCCGGACAGUUUUGUACAACAGCAGAGGGAAAGCUGUCAUUUGGAGGCGCUAUCAGUGGUGAGUGAAGACCAGUCCUUAUUCGAGCCUCCGUACGCUGCUGCUGCCCCUCUUCCCAAAACAGAUAUGACUGCAUCUGGCACACAGGAUUAUGGCCAGACCCACAAAAUAAACCCGCUACCCCCACAGCAGGAGUGGAUCAACCAACCUGUGCGGGUCAAUGUCAAGAGAGAGUAUGAGCACAUGAACGGCUCCAGCAGAGAAUCUCCUGUGGACUGCAGCGUGGGUAAAUGCAAUAAGCUUGUGGGGGGUAAUGACACAUCUCAGAUGACUUAUGGAAACUACAUGGAUGAGAAGAGCGCUCCUCCUCCCAACAUGACCACCAAUGAAAGGAGGGUCAUUGUACCUGCAGAUCCCUCACUGUGGUCUCAUGACCAUGUACGCCAGUGGCUAGAGUGGGCCAUCAAGGAGUAUGGCUUGCUAGAGAUCGACACAGCAAUGUUUCAAAACACAGACGGCAAAGAGCUCUGCAAGAUGAGCAAAGAGGACUUCCUCCGGCUUACCACCAUGUACAACGCAGAAGUGCUUCUGUCACAUCUCAAUUACCUCAGGGAAAGUAGUUCAUCUUUAUCCUACAACACACCAUCUCACACAGACCCGUCCCCUCGUCUGGCUGUCAAAGAAGAUCCUUCUUAUGAUGCCGUACGGCGAACAGGCUGGACCAACAACAUGCACAGUGGCAAAGGCUCGCCAGUAGUUACCCAGAAUGUGAGCAAGUCCAAUGAGCAGCCCAGAGCUCAGCCAGAUCCGUAUCAGAUUCUGGGGCCCACCAGUAGUCGCCUAGCCAACCCAGGUUCAGGUCAGAUACAGCUGUGGCAGUUCCUCCUGGAGCUGUUGUCUGACAGCGCCAACGCCAGCUGCAUCACUUGGGAGGGAACCAACGGCGAGUUUAAGAUGACAGAUCCAGACGAGGUGGCGCGACGUUGGGGUGAGCGCAAGAGCAAGCCCAACAUGAACUAUGAUAAGCUGAGCCGUGCGCUGCGCUACUACUAUGACAAAAACAUCAUGACCAAGGUGCACGGCAAACGCUACGCCUACAAGUUUGACUUUCACGGCAUUGCUCAGGCGCUGCAGCCACACCCAACAGAGUCCUCCAUGUAUAAGUACCCCUCGGACCUAACCUACGUGCCUUCCUACCACGCCCACCAGCAGAAGGUCAACUUUGUGUCUCCCCACCCGCCAUCCAUGCCAGUAACAUCCUCCAAUUUUUUUGGACCCACUGCUCAGUACUGGAGCUCACCCACUGCAGGCAUUUACCCCAACCCAAACGUUCCCCGCCACCCUAACACCCACAUGCCUUCCCACCUGGGCAGUUAUUAUUAGCAGCCUUCCCUGAGCAGCCUUGAAAUCCUACCUUUUCCUCAAUCGCUGAACCUGCACUCCUUAUACUGCCAAGCCAGGGACAACGGAUGAAGGCAUUUUGUACUUUGAAGAAAUUUUUCUCCUGCAUGAAGGAAGAUUAAUUUGAUUUGUUACUUGUUUAAGAUUCUAAACAGCAACUGGAUGACGCUAUGAUCUAAAAUGGAAUACUACUUACCUUUAAGAGACUAGCAACGUUUUGUUCAUGUCUUAUGGAUGUGUGUUUUAUCUUUAAUGUGCCUUUCUUCUCCGUUCUCCUUCACCUGCUAGCUGAAAGGUGCCUUUAGACAUUUUUUCAAACAGAUCUUCACGACAGGAGAUGACCCAAAGUUAGUCUGUCUCCUCGUCAUACUAACAAAACAGACAUGGGCCUGGCACUUCUAGGUCUCAAUCUACACCCUUCUCAGCACAUCAUGUACAUUGUGCUUGAAAGCAUCUGCCUCUGCCGCUUGUCUACUACCUUAAUGGGGUUUCCUCCACUGUCUCUGUCUCCUCGUUUGAUUGUGUGUGUGUGUGUGUGUGUGAAGAGUCCUCUGGAAUUUGGUGGACAAAGAGGAGCCUGGACUUUUUCUCAGCACUGAAUGAAAUUUGGCAACUGGAAUGUGCCAUUCAAAAUGCCAUUUAAUUUAUCCUCCAAACUGGAAGGCUAGAAAAGAGUAAGAUGCCAAAGAAGGAAGCGCUGUAUGUUCUGCUGACCUGGGUCAACUCAGCUGCUUUAAAAUGUUUUCUGUGUGUAUUGCGCUGAUUGAGAUGAUGGGGGGGGGGGGGGGGCGUGUGCAGUUGAGUCAUAUAAAUUGUGCUGCGGAAGCAGAGACAUAAUAUAGUUGAGGUAAUUUGCUGCAAUAUUUCUGCCUGGGUCACAUGAGCUCAGUGGGGCCACACACUCGGCUGUUUAAUGUCUGCCAUGUUUUUCUGUCUUGCCUAUGCCAUUCCAAGAUGUUUUGUUGCUCCGCCACGUCAGUGUUAAUGUGAAUGUUCUCAGAUUUGUGAAGCAUACAUAAAAUGAAAAGCCCUCAAAAAAAAAAUCUAAACUUGUCAGAUGCAGUCUAAAAUCUGAACCACAAGAAAUACCAUUUUGAAGAUGUUUUUUUUUUUUUUUCUGAAGUACCUUUGGUUUUAUGCAUUGUGGCUGCCUGAGCUCCUAUACUACGUUCAUGCCGGGCUUGUGUCGCAAGUACAAGAUUGCGCUGAAUGUGGGUUCUUCUUCGCGCCUUUAGCAGAUGGUGUUCACACCGGACCAAUACUGGCGCAUGGACCAAUGUUGGAAGAGGAUUGGUGUGAAAUGUCGAAGGGAUGCAAUUAUCGUGAAUCUUCCUCCAGGCUUUUUCUUUCACAUCUCUAUUCCAAUAUACUUGGUAUCCUAGAAUUCCAGCCUGGCACAAUCCACAAUUUUUAAUUUCUCCUUCACGAUCAAUUUUCAAACGUUUGGUAUUUUCAUGAGUUGUAAAGGACACCAUCCACCUGAAAACUGACUCAAAAUCUUGCAUAGCGAUGUGUGAAGGUGGGAGUUUAAAUUCAGAUGCGCAAAAUGCGCAUUUAGGCGUGUUUACACAUAAUUUUCUUUGGAAGUGGCCGCUUGAACGUGCGUUGCUGAGGCCGGUGUGAACAUAGCAUCAUAAAAUGGUUUAAUUACUGAAUUAGUGAUUGUUUUUAUAUAUUUAAGAGGAACAAACAAAUAUCUGACAAGUUGUGAUUUUGAUUUAAAAAAAAAGAAAAAAACCUAAAACAACCGCAAAGUUUUGUCUGUCUUUUAAAGCUAUUCAUGAUCACACAGGUCAGAGCACAAAAGUGACAUAGCUGCAAGUCAUGUCAAUGGAGAUGGUCAGUUCUUACAUUGACCAGGGCUGGAUCCGAAGAUGAGAGAAGCACAGUUGAUUGAAUGUCUGUCAGUCUCUCAGUCAGGAUCAAAUAUUCAUUGUUAUGUAACAGUAAGUCAUGUCCAUGUCAACGCCUUCAGAGCUGUUCAUAUCAAAAUAUUUCCUUUACAGAAAUAAAAAUGGACUGUUGAGAUAAAUCAUAUGGAACCGUAUCC
This is a messenger RNA of Oryzias latipes (Japanese medaka), 4050 nucleotides long. Lineage: Eukaryota; Metazoa; Chordata; Actinopteri; Beloniformes; Adrianichthyidae. The record is from RefSeq and is a predicted model, not a curated record.